AUGUUUAAGAGGGCUGAUUUCGUACUAUAUUUUAAGCAAGAUUUUUUUAAUGGCUUAUUUUAUCAAUUCAGAGAGAAUAGAAGCAGGAGAAAUAAAAGGGGGAAGCGGAAGGAAGUAGGCAGAAGCCAAGGGUUUCGAGCCUGGAGACAUACUUUGCCUGCGAGUUAUCUAGAGAUAAUAGUUGCUUCUAUAAAAGACUCAGUAAUUCACACUGUACCUUCUGACAAUUGGAAAGGCUCUCCGAUGCAAAAUAUGAGUGAUAAGGAUUCACAGCAUGAAUUAGUCCAAUCAGCAUACAAUUAUCCGAGCAAUGGCAUUCCAUGGUGGAAUUCAUGUGGACCACAUAUUUUGUUGUAUCCAACCACCGCUAACUUAUAUGCCAGCAUGAACACUCCGGUAUCCAAUCAGAUAAAACAAGUUGAAAAUCAGAUGUUGGAGCAAGAAUCAUCAUCUACACAGUCCAGUGGGAGUUCCCAUGGUGAAUUGUCAAAAGAGAGUGAUGAUAGCCCCAAUGAAUGGUGUCUGUCAGGACAAUCUGGUUCAAUUCAAGAUAAGAUAAAUGACAAAGGUGAUGAACAUGCUCGUGAGAAAUUCAAAGAGGGUCAGACAAAACCGGUUUUCCUGGAAGGGAAAUCACAAGUUUUCUUCAGACCUACAAAAUUUGAUUCUAGCCAGUCUCUUUCUUAUGUUCCAUAUGCUUAUGCUGACACACAGUACACGGGAGGCUUGGCUGCUUAUGGUUCUCAUGCUGUUGUUCAUCCUCAAAUGAUUGGUAUGCCACCUUCACGUUUUGCGUUGCCUGUUCAGCCUUCAGGGGAAGAACCUAUAUAUGUUAAUGCUAAGCAAUACCAUGCCAUCCUCCGUAGACGAGAGCACCGCGCAAAGUUAGAGUCUCAAAGCAAAACUGUGAAAACCCGCAAGCCAUAUCUUCAUGAAUCUCGGCACCAGCAUGCCAUGAAGAGGGCAAGAGGAAUCGGUGGAAGAUUCCUGAACACCAAGAAACCUCAGGAGCAACAGUCACAGCUUUCUUCAAAAACUGCAGAAGUCCAACAUUUGGCAAGCUCCGGAGACCGUCACGCCGGCAGAACGAUUGGCCUGUCGAACUCUAUUUCCGCCGCACCGAUAUGCCCGAAAAUAACAAGUGUUUCUAACAGUGGGGGACCUAGGGGCAUCUUCCAGUCUCAGCACCAUUUUGGCUUCUCCUCCUCUGAUCGCCAAUCUCAGUUCCAAAGGAACAUUCAUGAAGGUUAUGAUGGCCUCUUCAACAAUGGACCGAAGCCGGCGGUGCCGGUUAACAGGUAGAAAUGGAGGUCCUCAUUGCAGCAAAUUGCGGCAACUCAUCCUUGGCUUUUGUGUUCUUUCUCGAUGAAAGACUUAUUCUGAGAAUGUAUAAUGAACCAUACAAAAUUAAGCUAGAAAAUGGCUGUGUAGAUGUUCAGAAAUGUUGUGUUUGGAAGAUGGUUGUGUUUAAAACUUGAUAGCAGGUUUUAUUAUAUUAUGUUGCUCCAUCUCUAAUAUUUUGUAAUGGUUAGAUUGACACUUUUAUUAACUUUGUGUUUUGCCUUUCCAAAA
Messenger RNA from Dendrobium catenatum, 1572 nucleotides. RefSeq names its product nuclear transcription factor Y subunit A-6. The record is from RefSeq and is a predicted model, not a curated record. Gene Ontology annotation, molecular function: DNA-binding transcription factor activity, RNA polymerase II-specific; RNA polymerase II cis-regulatory region sequence-specific DNA binding. The transcript has 6 exons. Gene Ontology annotation, biological process: regulation of transcription by RNA polymerase II. Gene Ontology annotation, cellular component: CCAAT-binding factor complex. The coding region runs from base 1 to 1302 and encodes 433 amino acids. NCBI's taxonomy places the organism in Eukaryota, Viridiplantae, Streptophyta, Magnoliopsida, Asparagales, Orchidaceae.